CAUUUUUGUGUCUGUUUUGCUAAAAGUUUAAAACUUUAAAGUAAGAUUGCAAGUAGGGAAGUCCAACUAUUAGAUUCCAGUUCCAUUGGAAUCACCAACACCAUAAGUCCAUACCCUUCUCUCCAUUCCUAUCUGCAAAGAACCCCGGAAAACUCUUCUAAAAUGCCGGAAUCAGAAGAAGAAAACCGGUCGAGUAAUUUUUUUAUAAGGGGGCCACCGGCGACGGAAGAGUUACCGGUGAUGAUGACCAUGGAUCUCGACCUUGAUGGUUCCUGGACUUUCGAUCAGAUCUUCUCGUCGGACCCUUCGCCGUCGUUUAUUCUAUCAGCAACCGAACAAUCUUUCUCUCCUCUGUGGGCGUUUUCCGACGACAAUAACAACAACCUCAACGACGGUGACGAUAAACCCGCCGGAAAUGCCACGUUGACCUCCUCCGGAGCUGCUCACCGACUUCUUCCAGUGGAUACAGAUAACACUGAUCAAGUAACAAGAAAACCAUCAAACAAUGAUAUAAAAAGGAGGCUACCAUUACCCAUUUUGGAGGUGAACCCAUCAGAAUAUCAAGAUGCAACAUGCAUAAUCAAAGAAAGAAUGACAAUGGCACUUCGAUACUUCAUAGAACUUGGUGAAAAACAUGUUCUUGCUCAAGUAUGGGCACCUGUGAAAAACCGAGGUCGAAAUGUGUUGACCACAUCUGGUCAACCCUUUGUGCUUGACCCAAAUUGCACGGGUCUUCAUCAAUACAGAAUGGCUUCUUUAAUGUAUGUGUUCUCUCUUGAUGGUGAAACUGAUGAAGUUCUUGGGCUUCCUGCUCGUGUGUUUAGACAUAAGCUUCCAGAAUGGACUCCAAAUGUGCAGUAUUAUUCAGACAAAGAAUAUCAAAGGCUUAAUCAUGCUUUGAAUUAUAAUGUUCGUGGGACUUUGGCUUUGCCAGUUUUUGAACCUUCUGGGCAAUCCUGUGUUGGUGUUCUUGAGUUGAUAUUGACUUCACAGAAGAUAAAUUAUGCCCCUGAGGUUGAUAAAGUCUGCAAAGCACUCGAGGCGGUGAAUUUGAAAAGUUCAGAUAUAUUGGAUCCUCCGAAUACGCAGAUUUGCAACGAAAGCCGACAACAAGCCCUAGCUGAAAUCCUGGAGAUAUUAGCAGUCGUAUGCGAGACUCAUAAUUUCCCAUUAGCUCAAACGUGGGUCCCAUGUAGGCACCGAAGUGUUCUAGCCUAUGGUGGUGGAUUCAAGAAAAGCUGCAGCAGUUUUGAUGGAAGCUGUAUGGGUCAAGUAUGCAUGUCAACAACCGAUGUCGCCUUUUAUGUUGUUGAUGCUCAUAUGUGGGGAUUUCGUGAAGCGUGUGCUGAACAUCAUUUACAAAAGGGUCAAGGGGUAGCUGGAAGGGCGUUUGCUACCCGAAGUUCUUGUUUUUGUGAAAAUAUAACGCAUUUUGGAAAAACCGAAUACCCUUUGGUUCAUUAUGCGCGUAUGUUUGGUUUAGUUGGAUCUUUUGCAAUUUGUUUGAGGAGUAGUCAUACGGGUGAUGAUGAUUAUAUCCUGGAGUUCUUUCUUCCUCCUAAUGUGGUGGAGUUUAAAGAUCAACAGAAAGUGUUGGGAUCUUUGUUGACUUCUAUGAAGCAGCAUUUUAGGAGUCUUAAGGUCGCUUGUGGGGAAGAAAUAGGGGAAGAUGGUAGAAUGGUUGAAAUUAUUAAAGCAUGUGAAGAAGGCGAUGCUCUUGAUUCGGGGGUUCAGUCGAUUAGAUUAUCGGAAUCUUUAAUAUCAAAUGGCGGCCCAGUGGGUUGUGUUGAUGCUUUGGUGAGGCCCAAUGCGUUGAAUGUAAAUUGUGGGAAAUCAGAGAAUGUGGAAAUUACCAAAAAGUCCGAGAGAAAACGAGGGAAAGCUGAGAAAUCGAUUAGCUUGGAAGUCCUUCAGCAACACUUUGCAGGAAGUCUUAAAGAUGCUGCAAAGAAUCUUGGUGUUUGUCCCACUACAAUGAAAAGAAUAUGCAGACAACAUGGGAUUUCAAGGUGGCCUUCAAGAAAGAUCAACAAAGUCAACCGUUCACUUACAAAGCUAAAACGGGUGAUUGAAUCAGUUCAAGGAGGUGAAGGAACAUUCACCAUUCCUUCUUUAGCAACCACCCCACUCCCCAUUGGUGUUGACUCCACAUCAUGGCCCACAGCUCCAAACGGGUCGCCCGGGUCAAAACCAUCUCCAAAGAACGAUCAAGGUCAAACCCAUCAAACAUCGGGCAGCAGAGAAGCAAGCACGGGCAGCCCGACUUCCCACAGGUCGUGUCAAGGUAACCCUUUUUCUCAAAAUCGAAUCUUUCCUCAUAAAAUCGAUCAAACAGUUUCUCAUAAUCAGAAAUGUGUGGGAAUAGCAGAAAGUCAACUGUUUGAAGUCAAAGCACCGAAUCUUGAAGGGCUUAUAGCACCACAAACUGAAGAACCGUUUAGAGGAAUGCUAAUUGAGGAUGCUGGAAGCUCACAUGAUCUCACGAAUCUUUGUCAACCCACUGAGGUUCUUGAAAAGGUACAAGUAGUUAGCCCAAAGGUACAACCUUUCACAGCAAGAACAGAAAUGAAAACGAUAACAAUAAAAGCAACUUAUAGAGAAGAUAUAAUUAGGUUUCGUGUGGGUGCAAAUUCGGGUAUAGUGACAUUGAAAGAAGAAGUUGGAAAGAGGUUGAAGUUGGAUGUGGGUACUUUUGAUAUCAAGUAUCUUGAUGAUGAUCAUGAAUGGGUUCUUGUAGUAUGUGAUGCAGAUUUGCAAGAAUGUGUGGAGUUGUCAAUGUCAUCAGGGUGCAACAUAAUCAGGCUUUUAGUUCAUGAUUUGUCGACUAAUCAUGGGAGCUCAUGUGAGAGUUCGGGUUAAUUAAUGAUAAUUAUGAGUACAAGUUCAGGUGAUCAACAUUUCAAUCCAUUAGCCAUUACCAUUGUGUUUAUAAAUGAUCAACUUGUGAAAAUGCAAAAAAGAUGGUCGAAAAUAUGGGGGAGAGACACUCCUGUGGGUGUUUUAAUCACGUUUUUGGCCAAGUGUAAUGUUGAUUUAUUUUUGAGUAUGUUAGUUGUUUGAAAGUGUUGAAAUGUUAGGGUUAGGGUUAAGUUGUAGAUUUAUGGGGGUCAUUUAGCAAGGUGAUCGAAUUUUAGGGAGGAAUUUUCCCAUAUUCUUUGUUGUAUAAGAAGAUAGCAUUAAAUGAUGGUUAGAAAUGUUAAUUGUAUAUUGCUUGCUUUUUC
Lactuca sativa (garden lettuce) is the source of this 3221-nucleotide messenger RNA. The record is from RefSeq and is a predicted model, not a curated record. NCBI's taxonomy places the organism in Eukaryota, Viridiplantae, Streptophyta, Magnoliopsida, Asterales, Asteraceae.